AUGGGCUCCCGCCUGCGGGCCACCGCACUCUGCGAGGUGGCGCUGGCCCUGGCGGGCGGCACGGUCGUAGCGCUCCGGGCCUGGGCUCGCCUGCGGAGCUCCAUCGCACUGCCCACCUGCUCUGCGGCUGCCGCUGCCACCACCAAUCAGGGUAAAGGACAUGGUAAGCAGAUCCUGGUGCUUGACCUGGAUGGGGCUGGGAAGACCAGCAUUCUUACUAACUGCAUCAGGCACAGCAUGGCUCCCCCCGAGGGCUUCGAUGCCAUCUACAUCAACACCGAAGAGUCCCAGAUGGAAUUUCUGGAGAUUGGGGGCGGUGUCUGGAAGAUGUACUUGACCAAAGUGCUGUUGCUGGUCUAUGUCGAGGACUCGGCUGAUCAUGCCCGACUGUCUGUGGUGAAACAGCUGCUUCAUCAACUAAUCCAGAACAACUCCACCCUGCCUGUGGUAGUUCUGGCCAACAAGCAGGCAGAGGCCGGGGCAGUGCGGCUGCCGCCGUCAUCGGGGCUGUGUUCCUGGGCCCGCUGCGGCCGGUGGGGCGGGUGGAGCCGUUAG
Molecule: messenger RNA, 555 nt
Organism: Prinia subflava (tawny-flanked prinia)
Lineage: Eukaryota; Metazoa; Chordata; Aves; Passeriformes; Cisticolidae
Product: ADP-ribosylation factor-like protein 9
Molecular function (GO): GTP binding; GTPase activity
Source: RefSeq, a predicted model, not a curated record